UCAUCAGUAAAGAAAGCACAAAUGUAGAAUCAUUAGAGUCGUCCAAAGGCACCGUUGGAUCAGAGAAUUCAAAAGCUACCGAUCCAACGGCUCAUAACGAGUGUCUCAUCGCGAUUAUCAAGAAACUAAACGGCGAGGAUAAGAGAAGGAAGUCAAAAUUAUUAGUAGACGCCACGUCACGUAAAACCCACUGUCUCUAGGACUCGCUUUUUCACCUCUCUAUAUAUAUAAACCAAUCAUCUUUCUUUCUCCUCCAAUUUCAAUCAACACCAACAACAAACCCUAAGCUUUUGGUUUCUGGAUCUGAAACUCUGAUCCAUGACGAUUAUCUUCGAUCGCCACUCAGAUCAGAACGAUGGACGAGAUGAGACUGUAGAGAAGAACCAGGGGAUUGUCAAAGAGGAAGAAACAGAGUUGGUCUUAGAUGCAAGUUUUGAGGCUCCUCAUACCAACUCCUUUGGUCACACCUUCAGGGAUUAUGACGCUGAGAGUGAGAGGAGAAGAGGUGUGGAGGAAUUUUACAGGGUUAAUCACAUUGGCCAAACCGUUGACUUCGUGAGGAAGAGGAGGGAGGAAUACGGGAGGCUAAACCGAACUGAGAUGAGCAUUUGGGAAUGCUGUGAGCUUCUAAAUGAGUUCAUCGACGAGAGUGAUCCGGAUAUGGACGAACCUCAGAUUGAGCAUUUGCUCCAGACAGCUGAAGCCAUCAGAAAAGAUUACCCUGAUGAAGACUGGCUCCAUCUUACCGGCCUUAUCCAUGAUCUUGGAAAAGUUCUUCUUCAUCCUUCAUUUGGUGAGCUACCUCAGUGGGCUGUUGUUGGGGAUACAUAUCCGGUGGGAUGUGCGUUUGAUGAAUCUAUUGUUCACCACAAGUACUUCAAGGAGAAUCAAGACUAUGACAACCCGAGUUACAACACCAAGUAUGGGAUAUACACCGAAGGCUGUGGGCUUGAUAAUGUGUUUAUGUCUUGGGGACAUGAUGAUUACAUGUACCUGGUUGCAAAGGAGAAUCAAACUACAUUACCAUCAGCCAGUCUUUUCAUCAUCAGAUACCAUUCCUUCUACGCUCUUCACAAAUCAGAAGCAUAUAAGCAUUUGAUGAACAAAGAAGACAGAGAGAACAUGAAGUGGCUGAAAGUGUUCAACAAGUAUGAUCUCUAUAGCAAAAGCAAAGUUCGAGUAAACGUGGAGGAAGUGAAACCAUAUUAUCUCUCACUUAUUAACAAGUAUUUUCCGGCGAAGUUGAAAUGGUGAAACUCAACAAGUAAUAAAGUUUUCUAAUAAAAUCGAUGUGAUGAAUGUGAAAAAUAGAUUAUAGAUAUGGAUAUGGCUUGAUGAAUAAAACAGAGUAGUGUUGUUUUGUU
Messenger RNA from Capsella rubella, 1364 nucleotides. RefSeq names its product inositol oxygenase 1. Bases 319 to 1254 code for a protein of 311 amino acids. The transcript is spliced from 10 exons. Gene Ontology annotation, molecular function: iron ion binding; inositol oxygenase activity. Gene Ontology annotation, biological process: inositol catabolic process. Gene Ontology annotation, cellular component: cytoplasm. The record is from RefSeq and is a predicted model, not a curated record. Lineage: Eukaryota; Viridiplantae; Streptophyta; Magnoliopsida; Brassicales; Brassicaceae.